AGGAGUAUUGAGUCAACCUACUUGACACAAUUUUUCUGAUUUGGCCACCCUAUAACUAAAUUUACGACUUGGCAACAUUGCCUAGCAGUUGACGUAAAUAGUAAGCAAAAUACAGCAGUGGCACAGUUUUCUAACCUCGAUCAAAAGCACAUAACCAAAAAAACAGCUAGAAAAUUUGGGAAAGAAACGAAAAUGGGCGAGAGAUUUUUACCAUGUUUCAUCAGCUAAGUGUUUUUCCUAAUGAUUCGUGCCGAAAACGAAUGAAUUCGGGUCCCAGUGAUGACAGACUUGAUCAUACUCCGAGGGGACACAUUUCCCAGAUCGUUUUUGGACUCUUCUCGUACCAAGAAGUCUCCAGAACAGUUUUAUAAUGACCUGACGUCUAGCAAAAGUGACGAACUGGUGCUACAAAGUGCCAGUGAUAUCCCUGUUAGUGAGGAAAUAUAUCAUGGUCGGUCGGAAAACCUCCUUGAUAUUGCAACUUGUUCUUCACCUGCUAAAGAAGAAUUUAUUGAUAAACAGGAGGUUCUUUUUACAAAAAGAACGAGGCGAGUUCCUCUAUAUGACAAAAUAGACCCAGAAGAUAGUAUUAGGGAUAUUGUAUCUGAUAAUGACUUUUAUAGAUUUGUUUUAUUCAAGAAGCACUAUGACAAAUAUCUACACCUCUCACAAAAAUAUGAAGAAGCAAGAAACAUUGCUUACUAUCUUGAAGAAAAAUAUCAUGAGAUUAAGUCUGAAAGGGAUGACCUUAUAAGGCAACGGGACCAGCUCACAAAAAGACUUGAAUCCAGUGAAUCUUUGGUUAAGGAAAAAGAAGAGGAAGUCUUCUUGCAGUUUGAGAGAGUUGUGUAUCUUGAAGAACAGUGUGAUAAGUUGAAAGCAGAGAAGCAGAGGCUGUUAGAACAAAAGGAACUGAUUGAGAAAGAAAGGGAUAAAGCUUUGAGAAUUCUCCAAGAACAAACUAAGGAAUCAGAGUAUACCAGAAGACGGCUAGAGAGAGCCAGACAAGAGGUAGUACAUCACAUGACUAAAAUCAAAAAUGAAAAGGACAGUCUAGAAAGGGAGAAUGAUCAGUUGAAGGAGGCACUAGAAGCAGAGAGAAGAGGACUACACAAGUAUGCGAAAAAGACUCAAAAUGACAAUAUAGGAAGUGCGGAGAAUUUGGAAGAAGGAUCCACUACUUUAGCGUCACAAUUUCAAAAGGCUGUGCAACAUCUAGCUACGUGUAGACGAAAGAAAUGUUCAGUAUGCGCUUAUACUAAGGAGACGUAUAGUAAAUUAUCGCCAAACAAUCACAAAUACGAACGAAAACUUUUCGGCUGCCUGCAAACCCCAUUCCUCGAAGUACGCAACAUGAUUCGUCCCCCACCUUCACCGAUUCGUUGCGGGGAAGGUGCCAGCCUUUCCGAAUGGUUCUGUCAUCCCGAGGAUGAAGCACCAGGAGUCAGCGGUUGUUCAUCGUUGAAUGUGCCAUUUGCUGAACUGUAUUUCUCUUAUGCUGAUGACGUCUCUGAAGUGUCCAGUUUCGAUAAGGAGGAACCAAAUAGGGAUAGCUUGAGAGGUUUUGGCAGCGAUUCAGGCUUCUCCUCCGACAUGGGUGCAGAGUUCAAAAGCAAUGGUGGCAGCAGUGCUGCAACACCAAGGGAGACAAAAUUCUGUCCGCAGGCCGUUUUGGAUGACAAUGACUGUGUCAAAUUGACACGAACUAAAUGGACUGCUUCGUUCAGGAAGCUCAUACGUCGUAUCAAAAAAUAGACUGCCCUAGAGGACUGCUCGUUGUCUUUUUGUUCCAGUAGAAAAGCGGUUUUAAGAAAAAAAUUACUCGAAAAUUGGAAUGAUUACAAUCUUCAACUAACAAACACAAUACCUGUUAAAUUUUCUGAAAAAUUAUGAUUGUGAUCCCUUUUUAACACAGAUUAGGGAAACCCUUUUCAGCCAAUGUCUAUCUGAUUCCAGCAUCAAUAUUUUUGAACUUUUAAAUGGUUAAAACUGGUUAGGGCUAAACCAAAUCCAAGAUAGAGUAUCUUUGGAAAUUAUGAAUACUCUUUGACAAAUUUCAAAAUACUGCCUCCUAAACUAUUGCAGGGGGUAACACAUGAAAUCUUUGAGUUCGUCUUUAUUUAAAAUUGUCUUUUCCACUGUACUACUCAAGAGCUUCAAAUUAGGUAAUUGUAAGUUUAAAACGAUCUUAGAAAUUUUGAUCUAGGUAAACUUCAAUCGUGUUUUCGAAGAAUUCGUAGUCGCAGCUCGAUAUAAUAAUUGCGGGUAUUUGUAGAAGAAUUGAAUUUGUUUGGAUUUGAUGUGUCUUAGUAAUCUAUUUAUGAGCAAAAAAGUUCCUGGGUUUAUAUGAUCCAAAUAUAUGUGACAAAGAGAACACGGAAAUAUAUUGUAAUGUAAUAAAAUCAGCAUUAAAACCUGCUCCCAACUAGAAGAUUGAGCGACUCUCUUCGUAUGUUUGAUAGCCGCAGCGAUUGACACUGACUGUCAAAUGGCGCGCAAUUCAAAUUCUGCGUUGUUAUAGAUACAACCCUUAUUUUACUCUUAAGAUUAAUUUUUUGUAAAAUUAAUAACUCUUUUCUCUCUUUGUCAUAUUUUUUUGAACUUAAUAGUCCUUUUUAGGAAUUUUAAAUAUUCAUCUUAGUGCAAUGGAAAAUUUGCAGAGACAGAGACAUUCCAAGGACUAAUUAAGUUACUGAAUGUUUUUGUAAUGCAAAAAAGCUAUAAAGCAUCGAGUGUUACUAGAAGAGCAUAUUGUAAGUUAUCAAGUCUUGAAAUAAUUUAUUCCAAAUUAAUUGAUAAAGUUUUGUUCAAAUAUAAAUUUUAUCAAGAAAGUUUAAUUUUAAUUGUAAUAGUACAAUGUAUAGAUAUAUGGUUUUUAGUAGUCAUACAUUUUAAUGAUAGCAAUUCUAUCCCUUAUGUCAUACAGUAUAUUAGUGUCAAUUAUACAGGGUGUCCCAUUUUAAUUUCAUUUAAUAUUCCGUAAAUUACGCAUCCUAAAAAAGAUUCAAGCAAAAUUUUUAGGGUUUCAUGGGGAAAAUGAUGAUGACCUUGACGCUGUCCUUCAAGGUCAGUUCAAGGUCAAGUGAAUAUUUUUAUGUAGAACCCCCAUUUUUACAUCAGAAUUUAGAAGAGGGGGGCAUUUUACGUCUGAAUAUGAACUUAGUGAUUUUCUUCAAGGCCAUUUCAUUGUCUAAUCAAGUCGCUGAAAACAAUUUGUUCUAGCAAAUAUAUUCGACAUCACAGUUGUGAAGUUUGUGAGACCGCCCAAAUGUGACCUUGACCAUGACAUUCAGGGUCAAUUCUAAAUUUCCAUAGCAAACGUCUCAAUUUUACACUGGAAAUAGAAUAAGCAGGAAAUUUUACGUCCAAAAUGGCCUGAAAGGCCAUUGCGCAGGUCAUAGCCAAGGUAAUAUUCAGAAGAAAGAUUUCCUUCUCUUUCCAGUCCCGAUGUGAAAAAGGGGGGUUCCAUUAGAAAAUAUUUACUUGACGUUGAAGGUCAUUGCCAAGGUCGCCAUCAUUUUACCUCCUCGAAACCUUACAACUUUUGUUUGAAACGUUUUUCUAGUAUGUGCAAAAUGGUGUACCCUGGAGACCCUUGUAUUUCUGUUUUCGAUAUCAAUUUUAACUUGCCCUGCCAGUAGUUCUAUGAUGAUACUAAAUGUUUUUAUAUUGCAAACGUUGGAGAUGUCAAUUGAAAAAUAUGGCCAAACAUUUUUAGUGUUUUUACCUUUAGUAUAAAAGUCACUAAUAGCUUUUUCAAUUCUGUCAUUCAAACAUAUAGGUGUAUUGUUUUUACUUUUCUGUCAUCACCCCAUUUGCCUCUAUGACUUCCAUAAUCCCAAUUAUUGCUAUGCCUGUGUUAGUAAUCGAUAGUAUUUUCAUCAGAAGUUGAAGAAUCCCAAUGUGUGAAGAUGUGGUUUUCUGACCCUAAAAUUUGGCUAAAAUUUAAUUUGCUUCUUAAAUAUCCCACUUGUCAUGUGAGAAGAGUGGGAGAGACAUUUACUACUGGAUUUUUUAUUGUAAAAUCUCAAUAUCAAAAAAAAACUUUAUCAAAUCGCAUUUUUGUUUCAGAAAUGGUAACUUUGGCUAUCGACACUUUUUACUAAUUUAAAUCAUCAUUUUACUACAAACGAACAGCCUGUAAAAUUUAUUCGCGUACAAGCCUACAGUAACAUUGUCAGCAUACACUACAGAUACUCUUUUAAUUACUUCCUGAUACGACCUGUGACAGCGCCAUCUAAAGAAAAUGACGACAACUAAGCCGCAGCAAGACAGGCAUCGAAAAUUUAUUUCGAGACCAUCCACAAAUACGGUGCGGAACUGCUCUCAAUGGGUAGAAACGAGCUCCGUGUAGUUACAGUGCUUCUGUUAGAACAUAAUGGACUAAAAGAACACCUGUGCAAAAUAGGGCUGUAUGGUGUAGACCUCAACUGCAGACAAUGCAGAAAAGGAACCGAGUCAGUCUUACAUGUCUUAUGUGAGUGCGAGGCGCUGGAUUACAAAAGACAUCCACUCUUCGAGAAAGCAAAACUAGAACCGAUGGAGUUUAGAACAGUACCGGUACAUAAACUGCACCAACUGGUACAGAACAAUAGUCUGAUUGAGUAUUGUAAAUAGCAAGGUACAAUUUGCCCAAGAGGUUACAAUACCAUCGGGUACUUUGGUCGGAUGGCUUCCAUAAGUGAUAAUUUUUUUACAGAAAACUACACUAUUCAACCAAAUUUUCUCCCUCUAUGAUCUCUGCGAUGUACCUUUUAUAAUUUUUUUGGUUCCGGGCAAUAAAUUUUUAGGUUUUUUGAAGCAUUCUGAACAAAAAAGCCCUUAUGAACGUUCCUCUAAAGGUGAUAUGGGAUUAUAUAUUUGGAAAAGCGUAAGAUAUGCCAUUUUUACCAUCGAAAAACAAUAUGGGAAAACGAAAAUGUUAAUGCUUCAUUGUUUCUAAAUAUACUCCAUACACCCAUUAACAAAAUUCCAAUGCGUAUUAUGAGGUCUUGUCUUUGUAUACUUUUGUUUCUUAAUUGUUAAUAAGCGGGCUUGUUGUAUAUUCUGCGUGAGCGUACGCUUAACAAAUUUAAAAACAAUGGUUUACAAUAACAAUACCUCCUGAAUUUCUUUGCAAUUUUAUUGACUGUUUGAAGAAUAAAUAGGAACGUUACCGAAAUUAAAAUUCUAGAUUUUUCAUAUUGCUCUUCUGGUUCGAAAAUGGCACAUUGCAAUUUUGGGCCUAGCAACAUGCAGAUUUAUUAAAAGGGAUCCUACUAGACAGAAAUCCAAGUCAAAGUAGUAGCUGCAAAUUUUUUUCCAACGUUGGCCUCUGAGCUUGACGAGACAAUCACUCGUCUUCUGUUUGAUGGAUCCGUGUUCCCUUUUUUAAAAUUUAAAAAAAUGCGGUUUGAUGGCAGAUGAAUAAUUAAAGUUUGCAAUUUUUUUGAAGUAAGAUUUUACGGUAGUUUAACACAGAACUAGAGAGUUUUUUUGUGCGAACAUAAUUAUUUUUUUGAAGGGAUAAAGUACAAUUAUAUGAAUAAAUUUUAAUUUCGUUAUAUUAAUGUAUCUACUCAUAACUGUUUUAGUGUCCUAGGGCCCAGCAAUUAUAUCACAUCUUCGAUACACUAAUAUCAGUAUUAUAUAAAUUAGGUAAUAGUUAUUUUAACAUGUUUAUUUUUUAGUUUUGUAAAUCUUUGUUUUUUCUUAUGUGAUUAUAUUAGCUGAUAAGUUUUAUAAUUUUAUUUUACUAUUUUGAUUCGCAUAUUCUCAACCUCAUACUCUCAAAACACUUUUUGUUAUUUAUUUUUUAUAACAUAGUAUGUAUAUCAUAACAGUGUAUUUUGGUAGUGGCCAUAAUUUUGAAAAUGUAGUAAUCAUUAAAUUUUAAUGUCAGAUAUAAAAUUUGAGAAAUACUUUGAAAGAAGAAGAAAUAAUCUAAUAGGAGUGGUACUUACAGAUUUUGGUAUGAUUACUUAUAUUUUGUGGCAAAUUAAUAGUUAUACUAUUUUAUUUAUUAUACAUUCCAGAUGUUUUCCUAUUUUUCUGUAAAUUUUG
Messenger RNA from Acanthoscelides obtectus, 6042 nucleotides. The record is from the annotation of a GenBank genome assembly. NCBI's taxonomy places the organism in Eukaryota, Metazoa, Arthropoda, Insecta, Coleoptera, Chrysomelidae.